Orbilia oligospora ATCC 24927 is the source of this 870-nucleotide messenger RNA. RefSeq lists its product as uncharacterized. The transcript has 2 exons. The record is from RefSeq and is a predicted model, not a curated record. Lineage: Eukaryota; Fungi; Ascomycota; Orbiliomycetes; Orbiliales; Orbiliaceae. Bases 1 to 870 code for a protein of 289 amino acids.
AUGGCUUCCUCCACGCCUUCUAUUACAGAGACUCCGAUGAAGUCUUCUAUGACACUUGAAGAUAUCAUCGAUGAUUCUCCCGAUGCCUCUGAAUCUGAAUACGACAGAUCUUGCGUGGCCUCGACACCUUCUCCUGUUGAUGCUGAAUCCGAAGCAGAUGAGGAGACUGCAGUUGAAGCAGAUGCAGAUAUGAUGGAAGAAAAUACCAUUGAGACUCCAGUUGAGGCAAGUAUUGAUACUCUAGAAGAAGCUAAAGUUAAAGCUAGCAUAGAUAUGCCGGGGAAAAUCAAUGCUGUAUCGACCGUUCCUCCCGAUAAAUACAACAAGUUCAGAGGCGAACGCGUCUAUGUAAUUGAAGAGUGGAAAUCCGAUAUCAUUCUCUGUAUGCACGGUCUCGACGAAAGAAUUAUUCAUUUCUUCGUUUCGAGAGAUGUGCUUUGGCUUUCCUCUCCAGUCAUGAGAAGGCUUCUCGUCUCCCACGCGCAAGAGUAUCCAUUCGAUGCCGAAGAUGACAUGGAGAAGACAUGUAUGACAUGUGAAUGUCCGGAAGGUUCUCGAGCCAUGCACCUAGAUAACGAGGACCCAGAGAUAUUCUUGAAACUUCUCCAAAUUGUUCAUCACAAGCCAGAUGCCGGUUUGUUGGAUGCAAAUUUCGACACAAUUAUCAGGAUCGCUAUUAAUUGCAAGAAAUACCAAUUGCAUCAGGCGAUACUUCCUUGGGAGCAGAUCUGGAUUGGAAAAUAUCUGAAGCACAUUCUCGAACCUGGUUACGAGAAUUGGCUGUGUAUUGGAGAGGUUUUUGAUGUCGAAGAUAAACUUAUAAAGCUGAUAGAGAUCUUGGCCGAAGAAUGUAGUAUCACCUACAAAUAG